AUGAAUCUAGACAGAAAGGUGGAUGAAGUGGCAAUAUACAUCACUGGAGUGAAAUUGAAGAGGAACAGACAGGUACAGGAGAGCCUACACACAAAAAUGUUUUGGCAAGGAGAAGCAGUUCAACUGAGGCAACAACUUCAAUAUUUGCAACAAAGCCACAGGCAGCUGUUGGGAGAAGAACUUUUUGGUUUGAAUGUCAAUGAGCUCCAGAAUCUGGAAACUCAGCUGGAAACGAGUCUAAAAGGUGUCAGAAUAAAGAAGGAACAAGGUUUAACAAAUGAAGUAAAAGAAUUACACCACAAGGGGAGUCUUGUUGCUCAUGAAAAUAAAGAAUUGCACAAGAAACUAAACCUCCUGAUUCAAGAACAUGCAGAACUGAAGGAGAAGAUGAUCUUCACCUCUCAGGCUUAUCAGUUGCAUUGCAAUAAUAAUGAGUUACAUGCACACAUAAGUCUCCAGCUAAGCCAACCACAGCCACAGAAGAACUACUUGCCAACAGAAACCAUGAAACUAGGGUUACAGUUGAACUCCAAAACAUGUUAA
Messenger RNA from Lactuca virosa, 543 nucleotides. NCBI's taxonomy places the organism in Eukaryota, Viridiplantae, Streptophyta, Magnoliopsida, Asterales, Asteraceae. The record is from the annotation of a GenBank genome assembly.